UUCCGCUGUCGCGAGAGAAAGCGCGAGGCCUGCUGGAACUGUGCGCGGCCAGCCCUAGGCGUGCCCAAAAUGGCAGCCCUGGGAGAAGAGUUCACGUUGUCUGCGGAAGCUCUGUUCGCGGGGCCUGAUGGACUCCUAGGCGUGGAACCUAGCGACAAAACAGACCAUUUUCUAGUGACAGACAGAAGCAGGACUGUCGUCCUCUAUAAGGUUUCUGAUCAGAAACCUUUGGGGAGCUGGUCAGUGAAACAAGGUCAAAUUAUAACAUGUCCAGCUGUGUGCAACUAUCAAACUGGAGAACAUAUUGUUGUACAUGAUAAUAAGGUUUUGAGAAUAUGGAACAAUGAAGAUGUAAACUUGGAUAAAGUAUUUAAGGCUACAUUGUCAGCUGAGGUACAUAAGAUACACUCAAUACAAGGAACAGAACCCUUGGUGCUGUUCGAGGGAGGUGCUGUUCGUGGUUUAGAGGCCUUGCUUGCAGAGCCCCAGCAGAAAAUUGAAAAAGUUAUCUGUGAUGGAGAAGUGAUUAAGUGGACAAAGUUUUUCGUGGUAUUUAGGCAUCCUGUCUUAGUUUUUAUUACUGAAAAAGAUGGAAAUCAUUAUGCGUAUGUACAAAUGUUCAACUCACGAAACUUAAGCAAAUACAGUCUCUUGCUUGGACAAGAAGAAAAAUCUGUCACGCUGAAUUUUACUGCUUAUGUGGAUCGGAAAUUUAUCUCUUUAAUGUCAUUAAGCUCUGAUGGGUGUAUAUAUGAAACCUUGAUACCAAUAUAUCCAGGUGACACAGAAAAAAAUCAGAGAUUAGUGAGAUCACUGUUGCUGAAGGCUGUUGUGUCUGGUAUUACUCGAAAUGGUGUCACACUCACUGCCCUGGAUCAAGAUCAUGUAGCAGUCCUAGGACCUCCACUGCCAUCUUCUAAGGAAUGCCUCUCCAUAUGGAACAUAAAAUUUCAAACACUACAGACUUCAAAAGAGUUACCACAAGGGACUAGUGGUCAACUGUGGUUUUAUGGGGAAAAUCUGUUUAUGCUACAUGGAAAAUGUCUAACUGUGGUUCCAUACAAGUGUGGAUCAUCAUCAUUAGCCGGUGCUCUUGGAAAACUCAAGCAUACUCAAGAUACAGGCACUCAGACCAUGCCCCACUUUGUAAACUGGGAAAUGUCUCAGGGAUGUGGACUUGGAUCCCCAAACUCAGAACAGCCAAGAAUUUUAAGGAGAAAAAAAACUGAAAUAAGUUUACAGCCAGAAGUUCCAGCAUCUGAACAACUUUUAUCAACUAUAAAGAGUGGUUCAGAAAAACACAUUGAAGUAGAACUACGUAAAUUUUUGGCGAAGUGGACACCUGACUUUCAUACUGCGAUUGGGGACAUACUAACAGGACUUUUGGGCAGAUGUAAAGCAGAACCAUCAUUUUAUCCCCAGAACUGUCUGAUGCAGCUUAUCCAGACUCAUGUGCUUUCCUACAGCUUGUGCCCUGGCUUAAUGGACACAGCCUUAGAAAAAACAGAUGUACAGAUGCUACAGCUCUGUCUGCAGCAAUUCCCUGACAUCCCUGAGUCUGUCACAUGUGCUUGCUUAAAAACGUUCUUGAGCAUUGGUGAUGACAGUCUUCAAGGAAUUAAUAUCAACAUGGAGUCAAUUUUUGAUUAUAGUAAUACUGAACAAGAUGAGAAAAUGGAAGAGCAAUCUGAAAUUCUUCGAAAUGGCUUCAAUGCUGAAAAAAACUACAGUAACCAUAAUCGGGACUUAAGUAAAAAGCCUCAGGAUUCAACAGAAGAGACUUCUUCGUGCCCUGUGAUACCCAAAAGGGCAGCUCUGCUUAGAAAUGCCAUUCUUCAUUCAGCAUACAGUGAGACGUUUCUUCUGCCUCACUUGAAGGAUCUCCCCGCACAGGAUAUCACUCUAUUUCUCCAGUAUUUGUACUUCCUUUAUCUGAAGUGCAGUGAGAAUGCUACUAUGACUCUUCCUGGAAUACACCCUCCAACUCUGAGCCAGAUUAUGGAUUGGAUAUGCCUACUUCUAGAUGCUAAUUUUACUGUUGUUCUAAUGAUACCAGAAGCAAAAAGGCUACUGAUAAACCUUUACAAGUUUGUGAAAUCCCAGAUAAGUGUUUAUUCUGAGCUCAACAAGAUUGAAGUAAGUUUUCGGGAGAUACAGAAAUUAAAUCAAGAAAAGAACAAUACAGGAUUAUAUUCAAUUGAAGUGCUGGAACUCUUCUGACAUUACCAGUAUUUCCUUCAUAGACAUUUUAUGAAGCUUUUAUGUGAAUCUUCCACCUCAUCCAGCAAGAAAGGUUUUGUUUGUGACCAUCUCCCAAUAUCAAGAGGAAAGUGUCCGGGCCAGGGAUUUAGCUCAGUGGUUCCUCCGCAUGCCUCGCAAGUGCGAGGUCCUGAGUUCAAUUCCCAACACCAAAAAAAGAGGAAAAUGUCAGUGAGUACCUGGAUCAUCAUGUGUUGAUGUUCCUCGGUAGGAUUGUAGGCUUCCUGAACCUGUUCUAGACCGUAGACAUUGUGGAGAGGAGGUUAUGAACUUUUUAAAAUAUGUGACUGAGCUGACUUUAAGUAAACUUACUUGUAUAUUGAAUUGAUAAAAGUCUAAUUUCUUAUCAUGUGUUUUGAAUAAUUUUUCUUUUAAUAAAAAAGCCACCUUUGAAA
Molecule: messenger RNA, 2654 nt
Organism: Heterocephalus glaber (naked mole-rat)
Lineage: Eukaryota; Metazoa; Chordata; Mammalia; Rodentia; Bathyergidae
Gene: Nol11
Product: nucleolar protein 11
Biological process (GO): maturation of SSU-rRNA
Cellular component (GO): nucleolus; nucleus
Molecular function (GO): RNA binding; protein binding
Source: RefSeq, a predicted model, not a curated record